This is a messenger RNA of Sebastes umbrosus (honeycomb rockfish), 7342 nucleotides long. RefSeq names its product DDHD domain containing 1a (gene ddhd1a). The record is from RefSeq and is a predicted model, not a curated record. Gene Ontology annotation, cellular component: cytoplasm. The coding region runs from base 487 to 3246 and encodes 919 amino acids. NCBI's taxonomy places the organism in Eukaryota, Metazoa, Chordata, Actinopteri, Perciformes, Sebastidae. Gene Ontology annotation, molecular function: metal ion binding; glycerophospholipase activity. The transcript is spliced from 14 exons.
CGCGUUCACGAGUGCAUCCUGUGAUCUAUGCGUCAGCUGUCAAGCUGCACACACGCACACUACAGCGCUGCUGUCUCUAUGCGAGGAUUUGUUUGGACAACGAAUGAAUCUGUUAUUCCGCAGAGACACACAACACACAGAAAGUAUGAAGACUGUCGUGUUAUCAAGCUGGACUUAACGCGACUAAAGGAAAGUGGUGUGACAAAGGCUUUAUGUGAGUUAGUUAAAGAGAGGAGAAGAGAAACGGUUGGUUUUCCGGUUGCAACCGUUGCGGACUUGCUAAUAAGCUACAACCGGCUUCGUUAGCUUAGCAUAGCUAGCAUGCUAACAAGCUAGGCUAGCUGAUGUUAGGGACGGUAAUGCGCUGCUGGAGGUGUUUUAAUUUAGUUGAAAUUACCAUUUUAACACCAGUAUGAAACCUUGUUGUCAUAGCUGCUGUUGUGAAGUGAGAGCUUGUGUGCAGCAGACAGUGAGGUUGGGUUGCUCAUGUUAGUUAUGAGCAGUUUCAACAUCACAACCUCCACUUUGAGCACCGACAGUAGAGGCUCACCUCUCAGCAUCGACGACGCUACCAACAACAACAACAAGAAGCAGUGGGAUCUGUUGGGAAGCGAUGUGUUUCCGUGCUGUCACGACGACGAGAUGAGUCCCAUGGACGACACCAUACAAGCGGGGAUGUCCUCGGUCCAGACGGGACUGGUGCUCCACGCCACCAGACACCACAACAACAACAACACCACCAUCAACCAGCAGCAGCAGCAGCAGCAGCAGGACGGGCUGCUGUUGGACCUGAGCAGCAGCAGCACCUCUCCAACGGCAGCCUUCCUCCUGGAGGACAGCAGCUCUCUGGAGUACAGCGACAACGACGGUGGGAACAACGCGGGUCCGUUGUUCGAGAAGAGGAAGAGGUCUCGGUCCAACAGCUCCAGACACCGCUUCAACGAGGUGGUGACGGAGCUCGGUGCCGAGGAGGUGCGGUGGUUCUACAAGGAGGACAAGAAAACGUGGAAGUGCUUUGUCGGGCAUGACUCGCUUAACAUUGAGCGCAUGUUUCGGAAAUACUGUGAGCUGAACCCUGGUGGUGCAGCAGGAUCCAGGAUCAGUGGUGGUGUGGAGGAUGAGUGCUGUAGUAAUAACGGCGUGGAGAGCAGAGGACUGAACGGUGCAGCGGUGGUGGUGCAGGUGGAGACGAGGACCAGCAGUGUGCACGGAGGCCAGGGGUCCCUGGACACAUCCACCGUGUCCUCGGAGGAGAGGGACAUUGACAGCAUUGAGAUCAACGUGGAGCCUGUGUGUGUCCGAGGAGGGCUCUAUGAGGUGGAUGUCAAAGAGAGGGAGUGCAAUCCUGUUUACUGGAAGCAACAAGACCAUAUUCCAGUCAUGAGAGGCCAGUGGUUUAUCGAUGGCACCUGGCUCCCGUUAGAGGAAGAGGAAAGCGACCUCAUCGAGCACGAGCACCUGAACCAUUUCCGCGGACAACAAAUGCAGGACACCUUCGAGACGGACUUGGUGGUCAGGACCGUCGACAGCAAAGAUGUUCUCUCCCACCUGCCCCCUUUCUACCUCCCCUUUCUGUUCAAAUGGAGCGGAUAUCAGACGAGUGCUAGAACUACAUGUCACAAGCGCAAACGCUGCCAAGCCAUCCACAGUGUGAAGCUGAGUCGGACUCAUGUGGAUUGGCACAGCGUGGACGAGGUCUACCUCUACAGCGAUGCCACCACUUCCAAAAUUGCACGCACUGUCACCCAGAAGCUGGGCUUCUCCAAAGCCUCCAGCAGUGGAACACGGCUCCAUCGGGGUUAUGUUGAGGAGGCCUCGCCUGAGGACAGACCCCCUCAGACUACACACAUCGUCUUUGUGGUUCAUGGGAUCGGACAGAAGAUGGACCAGGGACGCAUUAUUAAAAACACUGGAAUGCUGAGGGAGGGUGUGAGGAAGAUGGAGGAGAAGCACUUUUCAGAGCACAAUGACGAGCAUGUGGAGUUCUUGCCUGUGGAGUGGCGCUCCAAGCUGGCACUGGAUGGAGAUACGGUAGACUCAAUAACACCAGACAAAGUGAGAGGACUGAGAGAUCUUCUCAACAGCAGUGCCAUGGACAUCAUGUACUACAACAGCCCCCUUUACCGGGAUGAGAUUACCAAGGGCCUAACACAGGAGCUGAACAGACUGUACACACUUUUCUGCUCCCGGAACCCAGAGUAUGAGGAGAGGGGAGGCAAAGUGUCCGUGGUGUCUCACUCCCUCGGCUGCGUCAUCACCUACGACAUCAUGACGGGAUGGGACCCUGUGCGCUUCUGUCAGCAGGAGCAUCACGCUGUGGACGAGGAGCUGGACCUGCGCUGGAUGUCCUAUGAGGAGAAGCACGUUUUAGAGCAGCUACAGCUCACGAGGAAUAGGUUACAAGAGCUGGAAAGUCGACUCCUCACACUGGAGGCCUCAAAACCCUCAGCACGCCCAGCCCUCAAAUUUAAGGUGGAAAACUUCUUCUGCAUGGGUUCCCCUCUGGCGGUGUUCUUGGCUCUGAGAGGGAUCCGUCCUGGUACCAGCUGCCACCAGGACCACAUCCUGCCCACUGUCCUCUGCAGCAGGCUCUUCAACGUCUUCCAUCCCACAGACCCUGUGGCCUACAGACUGGAGCCCCUCAUCCUCAAACAUUACAGCAAUGUUGCACCUGUUCAGAUAAACUGGUGUAGCGCCACUAACGCCACAUCGUACGAUGAGAUCCGGCCUACCUUCCUGAACCCAGUGAAAGACCCGACGUCUGACACUGAGAGCAUCCCCAGCCCGAGCACUUCUCCUGUACUCGUCCGCAGGCACUACGGAGAGUCCAUUACCAAUCUGGGCAAGGCCAGCAUAAUGGGAGCGGCGAGCAUAGGGAAGGGCAUCGGAGGCAUCCUCUUCUCACGUUUCUCCCGCUCCAACAGCCAGCCCUCAGUUUCGUUAGGACUGGACGGAGGGCCGAACGCUGAGGAAGAGGAGCAGAAGCGGACAGAAAGCCAGUCAGCAUACGGCCUCUCUACCCUGAUUCGGCCCACCUCGCCCAUUACUGACACAUCAUUGGAGCUGGAGCGGCGUGUCGACUUUGAGCUCCGAGAGGGUCUGGUGGAGAGUCGCUAUUGGUCAGCGGUGACCUCACACACAGGCUACUGGUGCUCACAUGACAUAGCGCUCUUCCUGUUGACCUUCAUAUACACGCAGAAGACGACACCCUCUGACCCAGCAGAAGACGCUCCGGAUCCAGACUGAGGCAGCACACUGGUUACAACAUAUACACACUUGAAUGGUGUCUUAUAACCCUGAAGGGUUUUGUGUCGCCUUCUUGACAAGACACGACAAUAAACCUCAUUCAUUUAUUUUUCAUGCACACAACCUGCUCAAAUACAAUAAUCUUUUUUUCCCCUAUAUCUCCCUGUGAUCCAGCUCUUUUAACACUUGAGAAUCAUUACUGACAAACUGACUUAAUUCCAAAAUGUGCAUUUUUUUUGUCUCUUUUUGUGUAGUUUGUACACAGUUGCACACCCUAAGGGUGACAAUGUUGGACUAGGAACCCCUAAGGAGGUGCACCCUUUGCCAGUAUGACCACGAGCUACAUAUACACAUGGAAUAAGAGUCUAAUGAUGCAGAGGAAUUUGCUGCACACGGAGGAAGAGUUCUAGCUUCGUCCCCAAGUCUUCAACCUUAAACAGCUGCAGCCUGUUGAUAAAGUGUCCAUAUAUUCCCUGUUGAUCAGCGCUUAAAUCUAGCGUCCGUCCCGCAGACUCAUCCUGGAGCCUUGUGACACACUUGCCUGACUCUCGGUCACUGAGGCUUUCGAGUUCUGUGUCUGUUUCUUUUUAGCUUUUUCCUUUGUUUUUACAUUAAGGAGAAAAAAUAUAUAAUUGUCAAAAGAAAAAUUAGUUUUAUCUUUUAGAAUAAACCUUUCAGCCACUACAUCUCAAAAACUUAAUGCUAACAAGCGAAUGCAAUGCCUUUUCAAAAUUAGCCAAAUAAUACUACUCGUGCAGAAUAUUUCUGUUUAGUUUUACAAACAAAAACUUAGGGCAUUAUCCCUUUAAUAAUGUUUUGGAAGUAUGAAGAAAGACAUUAACAAACAUUAUAUUUUUAGUUUGUUUUUCUUCAUCUUAUGAUUUGUUUUAUGUUUGCCUCUUUUUAACAUUGUUUGAAAAUAGAUAUGCACCAAAUAAAACAUGAACAAAACGCCACUUUUAUAUAUACUACAGGUCAACUAAAACAGAAUGUGUUUCAUUUUCUGCAAACAGUACAUUUUUUUGUUAAAGUAGCAGGCACACAAUGUCUCUUACUAACACAACAAUGACAGCUAAACAUCCUACAGGACAUUAUUAGUUCCCAUUUGCUGUACAUACAGAGGUUUACAACCACAUGAGGCAUUUUAUCAUGUCUACACUCUCAAACAAGAGGUCGGACAUGUAUAGUUAUUUUCUUACACCCAGUUUAUUUUUUAAAAUCUCUUGAUGAUGUCAUUUACAAGACGAGGUCUCACCCAAAAACAAUCACAGUCAUAAUGCUUCUAUACUAAGGAUGCGCUCUGGAGAGAAUUUUCUGUGCUAUAUCUUUAUAUUGAUAUCCAGAUGAAAUCAGUGGUACUAGAUGUAUUUUUUCUUAAAAACAAAAGAAAUAUUUUUCCUAGUGAUUUUCAGGCUCUUGUGGAUAUAAACCUGGAUCUCAUCUCUGGGAAAGUGGGAUUCAAACUUGCGGCCAAAUAACAUUUAUGUGUCUAGCUUAUUAGCUGCGUGGCAUUAGUCAUUCUAAGGCAUACUUCAUGGAAAAUUGGCCUAUAGGGUAAAAAUAGCUACAUGGCACACAAAAGUUAAUUGCAUUUCUUUUGCCUUCUUUGUGACCAACUCACACUUUCCUCAUUUGAGCAACGGAUAUGUCAGCUUAUCUUUUUAUUUGUGUGCAAGAAGGGUUUCUUUAGUCUUAAAAAACUGUAUUUUCCAGCCACCAGACGUGUGUCAUUGCCUAAUUGACACUAUUUGCAAAUUUUACUCUAAAAAUAAAAAAUGUGGACAACUGGAGAUUUUUGUUUUCUAAAAAUGACCUGCUGCUUGUCAUGAUUCUUGCCUUAGGUUUGUCGGAGCAGUUAUAAAAAAAAAAAAAAAAAAUCACUCCUGCAAAGAUGAAUCUGUUUAAAAAACACGCCCAGUAAUGAAUAUGCAGAAGUUAGACUCACUUUGCAUGGUGUCAUAUUAAUAGUAAAUGGAUGCUGGAGCAAGAAGACAUUGCAGAGAGUGCCAAGACACAUCUAAAAAAAACUGCUUUGUGUUCUUUGUCGAGUAGAAAACCACUCAUGAUUGUUUAUGGACUUCUAAUGAAAUCAAGACAUUUUGCAAUGGAUGAAGAAAUGGAAUUACCCCCAGAUUGGAGUUAGUCACAUGUGACAGACUUGAUCAUUGUCAGUGUCAAAUUUUCUUUGUGUCCUACUUGUUGUAAUAUCGUAGUUUUCAAAGAGCUUAUUUUUUAAUUUGUUGUGGUGCAAGAUGCUGCUUUACUGUUCCACACAAUCAAGGGCUGUUGUCGACUGAUCCACCACUGAAUGGAAUCCAUUUAUUGGUAUUUAAUGUCUGUGUUAAUUAUGCAAAGGCCUACUGGCUGAAACCAGGCUGCCUCUCAGACGACCAGAUAGGUCACCGGGAAGUAGUGACAAAUAAGGGAGAGUGAUAUGAAAGCAUUUCUAUUUCUAAUCUGGUGGAUCUUGCCCAUUCAUCUGCUAUGAAUUGCACAGAAAUUAUGUAGAAAACCGCCCGUUGUUUAUUUUAUUUUUGCUGAGCAUGUGUUACAUUGCAGCAGUAGAUGCAGAAAGCGAUUUUAACAUUGGAUAGUAGGCAUGCAGUUUACCUUGGAGACCUUAGACAAUGUAAUGCAAAAUACAAGGACAGUUCCAUUGUUGCCUCCGUAUCUUUAAAUCACACUGUGUGGACAGACCAUCGUCGUAACACUGACAACAAUGUUCCUGCCAGUGUUUCCAAAAUGUAUGUGAACUUUUGCACAUUUUUCAUUCUAGCAAUUCUUGAUUCAAGCACAGGUUUUCAACUGUGUUCACUCUGCUUGCAAACUGGAGAGCAUUAAAGGGGACAUAUCAUGUUCAUUUUCAGGUUCCUACUUGGAUUUGGGGUUUCUACUAGAACAUGUUUACAUGCUUUAAUGUUCAAAAAACACUAUUUUUCUCUCAUACUGUCUGACUGAAUAUACCUGUAUUCACCUUCUGUUUGAAACGCUCCAUUUUAGCGCCUGUCCCUUUAAGACACCCCAUCCCAAAAAAGCCAGGCCUGCUCUGAUUGGCUUGUGAGAAAAAUAUGUUGCACAGAUGCAAAGGUCGUUUUCAAGCCGUGGGUGAUAUAUUCUAAUCAAAGAGUAUAGAAGCAAAGAGACGAAACUCUGGUGUAUUUUGACAACGGCUGCUGCUGCCGCCAUUUUGGACUGAAAAUGCUUAUUAUAUUUAUAGUAUUUCAUUGAUUAACACUGGCAAUUUCGGUAGAAUAUGACAACAGAAUAGAAAUCAUUUUGUUUUACUUUUGUACGGCACUUUUUAGGUGGACGUCUUACUGGCGUCAGGUAGUCACUUUCAGUCCAAAAUGGCGGCUGCUGGGCGCUGAUGUUGAAAUGGAACGAAAAAUUGACUUUGGCAAUAUACGUUCUUUGUUCUAAUGAGCCUGUAUGUGACAUAGGAAGGGGAGCUAAAUCUGAUUGGCUUGUUGAAUCAUGUUUUUCUGAUCUAGGCAGCCCCACAAAAAACUGACUGGGUCGUCUUAUUUCACGUUUGUGGGUUGUUAGGACCUCGAGAUACCCACAUGUAUGUGCACAAGCACUGGAAAAGUGAGUUUUUCAUGAUAUGUCCCCUUCAAGAUACAUCGUACUGUUGACCAUAUGAGCAUUUAAUGCACAGCAUUUUGAAUGAUGACAGUAUAUUUUUUCUUGUUAAAGGCACCACAAGCAUCAGGGACAUGUCUGCUGUUACAUGUUUUGUCCAUUCAACACCGCUGUUGACGCCAGUUUGAAGCCAUUAUUAAGUAAAAGAAUUGUCACAGAUGUGUUUUUGUCAGUCUUUAAAAUGUUCAGAGCUAAUUAAGGAAGGGCCUGCAGCCAUAUGUAAUCAGUCACUGGGUGAGAAAGAGAAAUAAGCAUGGACAUUUGGGGCGUAUUGAAUGAGAUGUGUUAAAUUUGUGAACCACUGUUGCUCUAAAUUUGAAUGGAUGUCCGGAAAAGUGUUUUUGUCUGUCCUUAGAGCUGUGCAAUAACCCAUGCCUGUAAUGGAUUCUAACUGCCAUCCAAAGCACUGUAUUUAUUUCCUUUUAUUAAAGCAUUUCUUUUUUGGAUACAAUGA